This is a messenger RNA of Penicilliopsis zonata CBS 506.65, 3119 nucleotides long. RefSeq lists its product as hypothetical. The transcript is spliced from 2 exons. Bases 253 to 2799 code for a protein of 848 amino acids. NCBI's taxonomy places the organism in Eukaryota, Fungi, Ascomycota, Eurotiomycetes, Eurotiales, Aspergillaceae. The record is from RefSeq and is a predicted model, not a curated record.
CCCUCGGUCGUCACCACAAGACAUCUUCAUCAGGUCAAGGCAGGAAAAUCGAUAGGUCCUUCUCUCUUCCUAUCGUUUUCACUUGACGUUCCUCGAACCGCUUCGGCGCUGGCAAACGCCUCCCCUCUCAAAUGAACCCUCUUUUCUUCUUAGAUGAAUGAGCUUAUUUGUUGAUUCUCUUGCCGAGAGCUUUACUCCUUCAACUACUUCCAUCCUUUCCACUUCCAAUGAUCAUUCCAACUGCCCAACAUCAUGGCUGACCGUCCACGGCAAUCUUCCAGGCCUCCCUCGAAUCGGAGGGACACCCCCCAUCUUCAGUACCCGACCUUCCCUCCGCUAAGUGCUUCUGUUGAGGAGUGGCUGUCUCGGUCGCGUCCUGCAAACAUGACGUCAACCCGUCAUCCUGAUGGUCUACAUCCGCUGAGCGAGAGCUGGGCAACGCUGAGCACAUCCGACACUCACUCGGAGGAUGGUGCUCCAUCUGAGCAGACGGAUGUGGGUUCUUUGAUUGACCAGUCCGGCCCAGAUGAUGUUGCUAGCCUCGAUGGGCGGUUCAGUAGUAGUGAGGCGGACGCCAUCGACGAGGACGAGGACGACGAUAACGAUAAUGAUGAUGAUUAUGAGGAUGAAGAUGAGGAUGAGGAUGAUGGGAGAAGCAGUUUAUACGAGUCACAGAACUUGUCUGCACCUUUCCCCACGGGCGAAGAUCCGAUCCAUGAGAGCCAUCUCUCGACCGAGACUGCUUUCUAUCGGUCGACCGAUUCUAUCGAGUUCGUCGAGCCAGAGAAAUGGCCGGAGGCCGAUAAAGUGGAGUUGAAGCACACAAUCCAGGUCUUUGAAGGCGCUGAAGCAUCUGAACUCAAGAAGCGGCUGCCGUAUAAUCUUCGAGAUUCCUUGCUCACGGUCACUAUCCAGCAGACCAUGACCAAGCAAAGCCUCGAAGUCGAUCAGCCAUUCCGCGUACUGUACCUGGGAAACCCGGAAUUCCGCAACAUUAUCCUUGACAAGAUUGGAGACGUACUUGUCUCAAGCUCCUGCAGUAGCUAUGAAAGCAGCUCGGCCGAAUCAUCGAGAUACCAUGUUGUGCCCACCUCCUUUGGUGCAGGGGCCAUCCCGAACUUCGCAGAGCUACUGCCUAUCCAUGUCCAGCUUAUUGUGGAUGAGUGUGUGGACGCCUCAGAGGAACCUCAACUUGACAAGCCCAACAACGUGACUUUGCAUUUUAAGAACCGGCCUUCAUGUUCUUCGUCCUGGACUGACAUGGAAUAUUGUAUCUCAUCUUCGACUGAAUGGACGUUACCAGAUGUGGCCAUCUUCUUCAUCUCUACAAAUGAUGAUGAACAUGCCGUGAGGAUUCAAAAUCUGGCGCGAACUUUCAUGAUGAGACACGGCACACCGGUCAUAGUCAUCUCUGAGGCACCUCUCUGGACCAUGACAACUGAGUUGACACCCAUCAACCACCAUAGCCUUCACAUGUGCAUAGAGUCUCGCAAUCCCCUCACUGGAGAGAGUGCUGUACUUCGCCGUUACCCGAUUGAUAUCAAGACCUUUGAGAGCAUCACUCCAAGACAAUUGAAUAGAAACCUGGCCUCGCUGGCGAGCCUCUACCCGAAAAAGACACCCAAAGUUGCCGCAAAGAGUCCCACAUACCCCCAACCUGACCGACUCUUUGAUGCCGAAAAAUAUCCUAAAAACAUGAAAUUCUCCUCCAUCUCGAGUCGUGCCCAGGAAAUGGCCCCUGUGUUACGCCUUGUUACCCUUUUCCUUAUUUCCAUAGUGGUCACAUCUCUGGCUCUUACGGCUUUCAAGGCUGGCAGUGUGCUUUUAACCCAGCAGUGGACCCAGAACGGCACGACUGAUGUUCAAUCUUUUCCAUCGGGGCCUCCCAAGCAAACAGCGCUCUCUAUCAAAACCUCUUACCCGGUGGACCAAGCCCAGCUAUCAACCAAGGAUAAAUGUCAAUCGAAGGCGGAGGAAUUGAUGAGCCUCUCGCUGUCUCCGCACGAUUUGCAGAAAAAGUCGGACGACUUCAAAAUCCAAGUUGUGGGAGAUUGCCAUAUUAUCAUCAAGACGCCCCAUGGGUUCCCGACUAGAAAUAAACGGCCUGGAUUUAGCGUCUCUGUGAGCCGCCGAGACAUAGUGCUCCCAUAUGAGCUAUCUCGACUGUUCGACGGGGUCUAUGCCUUAAGGCUCGAAAGAGAGCAGGCGCAUGGUCUCGUUAAUGUCACUGUCAAGACGAGUGCAAGGCCACCCGUGGAACAGACUGCGCAGUUAGAUUUCGGUACACCUUGGUUGAAGAUUGAGAAUUGGAAACGGGCUGCUCAGAUCGUCUCAUCGCAGCUAACAAGGGACAUCAGCAUUGCGCAAACGGGAAUUGUUGAGGCAUACGGUCGCAUCUGCACCGAUCUACAGGUGUUGAUGGGGGAUGCGGUCAAAAGAUCGCACUUUCUUCGGCAUGAAGCAGAGCUUCUGAGUCGCGGAUCAAUACAGCGAACUAUGGAAACCCGGGAUGCCGUCCUGUCUAAGUCUAAGGAGCUUUCGGAAGUUGUGAAGCGUACCGCGGUGCAGCAAUUCCAAUCUGCUUCGUCCGUUUUACACGGCAAGGCCAAUCGAGAAAAUCGUGAUGCCACUCAGGUGAUCAGCAAGACCUGGAGACAACUUAGUGACUCGGCCCAGCGCGUAGACCUCAGGCCAUGGAUGGAUUACUUCCGGAAGAUGGAAACAUCGAGGAUCCUGGAGAGAGCGCAGUUGCAGGCACGAAGUUUGGUGCUCGGGAAGUCUCUCGAAGAUGAACACUGACUGGUGGCAGUCCGCAGGUUGUAAUCUUACUCUUCUCUUCUCCUUGCUUCAUUUAUUUAUUUAUUCGCAACGGUCAAGUCACAGUGAAGGAGGGAAUAGGCUAUUGGGUCGCAAGAAGGAUGUCAUUUUCAAUAUGUCUUUGAUGUUCACCUGGCGUAUAGCUCAGUCUUUCAACAUAUCAAAUUACAUUUGCUUCCCCUCCCCCAAAAAAAAGCAAAAAGAGAAAGAAAACCUAUAACACAGAUAAUGUUUAUAAGUGCCCUGGCAGAAUUCUCCCAUCAGAACAAAAACAUGACAAGAGUGGGAUUUGAACCCACGCC